Leptonychotes weddellii (Weddell seal) is the source of this 2561-nucleotide messenger RNA. NCBI's taxonomy places the organism in Eukaryota, Metazoa, Chordata, Mammalia, Carnivora, Phocidae. The record is from RefSeq and is a predicted model, not a curated record.
CGAGACCCUGCGGGCCCUCCCCUCGGCCUCCGGGCGCACGCCCCCGCCUCGUCUCCUGCGCCUCCUCCGCGCUCCUGCCCGCUUCGGCUCGGCGGCCCAGGCCAGCCCCGAGACGCGCGGCGCCCGCCAGGAUGAGUGGCUCCUUCGAUCGCAAGCUCAGCAGCAUCCUCACCGACAUCUCCAGCUCGCUGGGCUGCCAUGCGGGCUCCAAGGACUCGCCCACCCUGCCCGAGUCUUCUGUCACCGAUCUGGGCUACUACAGCGCUCCCCAGCACGACUACUACUCGGGCCAGCCCUACGGCCAGACCGUGAACCCCUACACCUACCAUCACCAGUUCAAUCUCAACGGGCUUGCGGGCACCGGCGCUUACUCGCCCAAGUCGGAAUAUACCUACGGAGCCUCCUACCGGCAGUACGGGGCGUACCGGGAGCAGCCGCUGCCCGCCCAGGAUCCAGGUGAGAGCUUCGAGGGUUCCCCUAGGGAGAGGAAGGCGGGGGAGCCACCCAGGCGCCCCCCUCACUGUGUUCUAUCCCAGAUAGAAGAAAGAUGCUGGCCCUGGGUCAGACACCUGGGUUUUGCCUGGAUCUUGUGUGUAACGUGGGGUGCUGGACUUGUCUUCUCUAGGCUGGGUCUCCUUGGGGUUUUCACUAAGCAUCCUGAGAGGCUAACUCACUCCCCCUUUGCUGCACGCCCUCCCACGCAGGUGAAGAUUUGGUUCCAGAACCGCCGCUCCAAAUUCAAGAAGCUCUACAAGAACGGGGAGGUGCCCCUGGAGCAUAGCCCCAACAACAGUGAUUCCAUGGCCUGCAACUCACCGCCGUCCCCCGCCCUCUGGGACACCUCCUCCCACUCCACUCCGGCCCCUGCCCGAAGUCAGCUGCCCCCGCCACUCCCGUACAGCGCCUCCCCGAGCUAUCUGGACGACCCCACCAACUCCUGGUACCACGCACAGAACCUGAGUGGACCCCACUUACAGCAGCAGCCGCCUCAGCCGGCCGCCCUGCAUCACGCCUCUCCCGGGCCCCCGCCCAACCCUGGGGCUGUGUACUGAGCCCCCACCUGGCCUGAGCCUCCCACGAAGGACCCGGGACCAGGCAGAAGGCGUCUCCGUCCUAGCCGACACUCAGGAAUCAUCGAGGAGCACAGGGGGGACAAGGCACCUCUUUCCCCCUUCCCUUGCCCCUUCCUCCAGGGACCCAAGAGCUUCCAGAUGAAAUUUGCAUGGACCAAGGAUGUCCCCUGAACCUCCCUCCCCCUGCCUAGGCACUGGGGUCUCCCUCCAGAUGUUGGGGCACUCCACUCCAGCUGGGACAGCCGUUCCCCUCCUGCUCCAGGAGCCUGGAUUGGCUUUCAAUGGCCCAUCGCCUUCCAGCUUCUAAAACUUAGUGCUCGUUCCACAGACUGGAGACCUUGGGGACCAGGGAGACCGCGAAGCUUUUGCAAGUCAGGCCUGGGCCGGGGCACCAGGCACCAUGGAUGCCAGGUCAGGCCUGGUCCCUCCUAAGCCACCUGUGGCUCCCCACUUCCUGAGCAUCCGCUCUGCCAAAAAGACAUUGGACAUCGUGACCAGGACUCAGGGUGGGGACGUCAGGCAGCCCCCAACCCGCACUUCUAACCCUCAUUUCAGAUUUGAGGGUUAAACCAAAGAACCCCCCUGCCCCCGCCAAGUGAGGGAAUCGUUUAAUAUCUGUGGCUUUAGAGGGAAGAACUCAAGGAGCCAUCUCUCUCCUCUCUCCCCCUCUGAUGGGAGAGGGGCGGUGGGUCUCAGGUGUCUUUCCUAAGGACCCAUUUCUUCUUUCGUGUACAGGACUUUGCACAACUUUGGUUUUAAAAGCUGUUGAAAACUAGGAAAACAAAGGGCAUUGUUACCAGAUAGGACCAGUCUCCCCUGCAUGGGCACCUCUGCUCUGCUCCACCCCCACCCACCUCUUCCUCUCCUCCAGUAAGUUGGCAGUUUGGGCGCCAAACCCCAAAUCUCCAAGGAAACAUGCCAGGCAAGAGAAACCCCAAAACAUCCCCUUUCCAGUGACUUUGGAAACAGAUUGCUCCCGCAGAUGGAGAAUGGCGGGUGAGGUGCACGGGGAGAGGGGAGGGCGACAGCUCCUUGCCUUUAGUGCCUUUAGGGGUGAGGGGGUGGCUGUCUGGAGGGCUGGUAGCGCCGCCCCUCCUUGGCCCAGAUUCCCCCCAGAGCUAACCUUCCUCCACCCUGAUGUGGUCAAACAUUGAAGAAAAGGGGAGGUGGAAGACUAGCUAUAUAUAUAGUAUGUAUUUUUUUUUUAAAGAGCAACAGAGAGAAGCAGCCUCCUCCCUACUGUGGUUUCCUAUUUAUGUGGCCCUUUCCUCCUGGAUGUACCUGCCUGUGCGUUGUGAGCAGAGAGAAACGGGGAUGUGGGCUCCGGCUGGGUUUGGGUUUGGUGGGAUGUGCGGGAGCAAGGAGAGACGAGGUAGAUCUCAGAGUCGCACCCGAGGGGGGCAGGAACGAAGCCGACUCCUCCCAGCCUUCUCAUUUCUGCUUUCUUACUGGAUCCAUCUUUAUAUAUAACGUUAAUAAAAAAGAAGA